AUGAAGGAAGGCCUCACCGAUGAUCUCCAGCUGGCCCAGCUCGGCCAUGCUCAGUCCUUCGAACGACAAUUCUCCCGAUGGACUAUGCUGGGUCUUGCCUUUGCCAUUCUCAACAGUUGGACCGCACUAGCAGCUUCUUUAUCUCUCGCAUUACCCUCUGGAGGGCCAAUUGCUGUGGUAUGGGGCCUUGUUACCGCUGGUAUCUGCAAUCUCUCGCUGGCGGCAAGUCUGGCGGAAUUUCUGUCGGCCUAUCCCACUGCUGGUGGCCAGUAUCAUUGGGUUGCGAUGAUCAGUCCUCCUCAACUCAAGCGGGGUCUAUCAUGGGUCACUGGCUGGAUCAACCUCACCGGAUGGGUGGCACUCGUUGCCACAAACAGCUCUCUGGCGAGUACCUUGAUCAUCAACAUGAUCUCGCUUUACGAUGACAGCUACAAUUUCAAGCGAUGGCAUCAGUUCCUGAUCUAUCUCGGCAUGACAGCUAUUAGCUUCUUCGUCAAUGCGUUUAUGCAGCGUUUGCUGCCCCACGUCAAUGGAGUUGCACUCACGUGGAGUAUCGGAGGGUUCCUGAUUGUUUCCAUUACCCUCCUGGCAUGUGCAGCACCAGAUUAUGCGACUGGCAGAUAUGUUUUCGCCACGUGGAUCAACGAGACAGGCUGGCCUGACGGCAUUGCGUGGCUUCUCGGCCUUCUGCAGGGCGGGCUUGGCCUCACAGGAUUCGAUGCUGUCGCCCACAUGAUUGAAGAGAUCCCAAAUGCGGCCAUUGAAGGGCCAAAGAUCAUGAUCUAUUGCCAAUUCAUCGGUAUUUCCACGGGAUUCAUCUUUCUGAUAGUCGUUCUAUUCGCCUCGGGUGGGCUCCAGAAUGCCCCAACUAUUAUUGAAUCCUCCGCUGGACCUCUCCUGGAAACGUUCUACCUUGCCACCGACAGCAAAGUUGGGGCGGUGUGCCUUUUGGUGUUCCCACUAGUCUGCUUCGUCUUCGCUGGCAUUGCUGUCAUGACCACGUCCUCUCGCAUGACAUUCGCUUUUGCUCGAGAUGGCGGUCUGCCAGCCUCGGCCAUCUGGUGGAAGGUUCAUGCUGGCCUCGGCGUUCCCAUGAAUGCACUCCUCCUCAACGUCCUGGUCGUGGUUGUCUUCGGAUGUAUCUAUCUCGGCUCGACCGUCGCGUUCAACGCCAUCAUUGCGGCCUCGGUCGUAGCUCUGGGUGUGAGCUACGGCAUCCCUGUGGCUCUGAAUCUGAUCUCUUUCAGACGCAAGCUACCGGAGAGAAGCUUCAGCUUACCGCCAUGGCUUGGAUGGACUGCCAACAUCAUCGGCCUGGUCUACACAAUUGUCACCACCGUUUUGUUUCUGUUUCCACCAGCCUUGCCGGUGAGUGGCUCGACGAUGAACUACUGUGUGGUUGCAUUCGCUAUCAUCCUGGUCAUCUCGACCAUUCAGUGGAUCGUUGACGGUCGAAAGAACUUCGAGGGCCCGCGUAUUACUAUAGAUGCUGGCGUCCAUCGAGAAUCAUUGUCGCAAUAG
Molecule: messenger RNA, 1521 nt
Organism: Cyphellophora europaea CBS 101466
Lineage: Eukaryota; Fungi; Ascomycota; Eurotiomycetes; Chaetothyriales; Cyphellophoraceae
Exons: 2
Coding region: 1-1521 (506 amino acids)
Biological process (GO): amino acid transport; transmembrane transport
Cellular component (GO): membrane
Molecular function (GO): transmembrane transporter activity
Source: RefSeq, a predicted model, not a curated record